This is a messenger RNA of Uranotaenia lowii, 2730 nucleotides long. RefSeq lists its product as uncharacterized. The record is from RefSeq and is a predicted model, not a curated record. Bases 132 to 1817 code for a protein of 561 amino acids. NCBI's taxonomy places the organism in Eukaryota, Metazoa, Arthropoda, Insecta, Diptera, Culicidae. Gene Ontology annotation, molecular function: protein binding. The transcript has 2 exons.
AGUUGGGUUGCGAAUAGUGGAUUGUUUUGAUUGCUGUUCAGCUCCCGUCCGUGCAGUUCUUUUCUGUUUUCAAACUAGAGUGGAGCGGAUUUGUUCGAAAGUUUAAAAUUUUUCCCAUAGUAGUGACCUCGAUGUCGUGGGACCGAUUGCCGUUGGAAAUCUACGUGCAUAUCUUCCGGAACUUGGACUUUUGGGACCGGAAACCGCUGUCGCUGGUGUGCCGCCGCUGGAAUGAGGCCAUAUUUUCGCGAUCGCUGUGCAAGAAUCUGUGCUUGGAGCUGAGCCGAGGUUACUGGUCCCUCGAAGAGUGUGGAAUAGGAUCGGACGAACAGGUGCGGAUAGUUGACCAUGGGGUGGUGGAGGCGAGCGACCGUGACUAUCGGGUUGUUUACGUGAAGUGGUGUCGGGAUUCGAGCCAGGGAGAGUUGCUGGCCAUCGACAGGCUGCUGAUGGAAUUGGAUGACAAAUGCCAGCUGGAGGGAGUGAUUCUGGAUGCUCCUUUGGGACAGCAUCUGAGUAACUUUUUCAACACACACAGCGAGCUGCUGGGUCGCGUCCGGAAGUUGCAGGUUUCGACCGAAUGUUUGAACAAUCGAUUGCAGGCAGAUCGGUGCAGGUUGAAGAUGGGUCGGCUAGAGACCUUGGUUUGGAGGGAAGUUGUUAGCGGAGAUCAACUGCAAAAUCAGAAACCGUUGUUUUUGCUGGAGGCACCAAAUUUAAAAUCGGCAAUUGUACGGUUUGGCGAUUCGGAUUCCGAACAUGGAUUAUACUGGCACAGUUGUUUCCUUGAACUGGAACGAAGUAUCAAUCUGAAAGCCUUGAAAAUACAUCUUGACUCCAGGAUGUGGAAUCGAUUCUUCGAUCAGAAGUUGAGUGCUUUGGAGCACUUAACAAUUUUUCAUAAAGUUCAUAACUUGCGAGAACGUGACUGGAACGUUCUGUUUUCGAAUAUGACCAAUUUGAAAUCACUGCAGAUGUGGGAGGUCAACGAUGCCGUUUUGGAGGCAAUCAACUGCCACUGCCCCCUUUUAAAGGUUCUUUCGCUGGAAAACGUGGACCUAACUGGUGGUUUUCUUUCAGCUGACAGAAUUUUUCCUCAACUGGAACACAUCCGACUGGAGUUUGGAAAGAUCGUUUCCAAUAAAACGCUCUACUUCCCGAUACUGAAACACCUAGAAUGGUUCAAUGUAAAAAAUCAGGAACGAAAUACCCUCAGCAUCCACGCACCGAUGUUGAAAACGCUACGCCAAGCCAAGUACGGUCAACCUGACUUCACCCUAGUCCAGGGGGAGCUUUCAUUGGAGAAAAUACAGCUGGAUCUGUAUGCAUCCGAUAUUCCGGACCACUUCACCAGACGCUUCCCGCAACUAAAGGAUUUAAGCGUUCGCAUCAGCUCCUCAAGACCGGAUUUGGACAUAGUGUUUCCCAAUUUUCGUAACAUGACCGAGUUUGUACUGAUCACUUACAACGCACCGCUACAAUGUGACUCCAUGAUGAAUCAAAUGUUCAAAAACUGCGAACAAAUAACUUCGCUAACGCUGUGUGGAUUCAAUCCGAAUUUGGAAUUAUCUUUUCCGGUGUUUGCGCACAUUUUUCGAAUGCAAAAAUUGAAGACUCUGAAAAUGUUCGGCCUCAGCAUUACCGGAAGCUCGUUCCCGAUCCAAUUUCCACCUGCGCUGGAACGGUUCGAGAUUCGUUACCUCAAGCUGAUGGACGUGGCUUUCGGGGCCUAUGUCUUCCCACCGGAUGGCCCGUUCCAUGUGAUAUGCAACAAAUCAGAGGAAUUUUGCUGCUACUUCUCUAAGGACUGUGAUUAAUCAUUUAUGAGUGAGACACACUUUCACCUAGCAUAGGAUAAGAAGUGAUCAGUUUUUCAUCACAUUAGACGUAGUUUUAAAAGUUUUUCAAAGCUACCGUUUCAAGGUGAUUUGUGUUUUUGUUUACAUUUUUAGUCGCGUACGCGUCACAGCUCGCCAUUGGAAAGUGAAAGGAGGGUCAGGAAUUACGUGACACGUAGUAAGAUUCUUUUGGCGUUCGAUCGGAUUCGAAAAUCGAAUUUUGUUAUAUCAAUAGAACACAGUAAAUUAAGUCUCCACCUGACAGGCUUCACGUUAUAUGUGGAUUCGGCCCAUAAUAGCAUUCAACCUAAGUGAGAACGACGACUAGGACAGCUCUUCUGUGUCGAUUAUGAUUUUUAUUCAUUUAUCAUUGAAAAGGUAAAUCUAAAGUAGCAUACAACUGUUAUUCUAUUGCAUAGGUUAUAAACCUAUGAUUUUUAUUCCAAUUUUAGUUUUUACGAAAACCGUUGUUAAUUUUUUAUAUUUAUGAUCUUAAUUCGAAUUUUGAAAAUUUUAUAUUCUAUACCAUGUUAUAUAUUCUCUUGUUGGAUAAAUUGUACCAAUCGUAUUAAACUAAUAUUAAAAUAUUUAUUUUCAUCAGCUAUUUGCAGCGAGUCGCCAGCGACCUUCAUGAUUUUUGAUUUUUAAGCAUCCACAUCGUCACAUACGAUGGUUCCAAAACUCGCCACCAGUCUUGUGCUUAGCAGCAUCGAAGGCAUAUGGAUGAGCUUGGUAAAUCGACCACUAGAUGGCAAAGUGUGUUCUGGCUAACACUCAUGCGCCUGAAAUAUCAGCUGUUUAGCAAAACCUCCUACAGUGUGCUUCGAUAACUUAUGAUGAUAGGAAAUGUCUAAUGAAAAUAAAUGCUAUAAUAUAUGAACUUCUAAAAAGA